Molecule: messenger RNA, 5447 nt
Organism: Mus caroli (Ryukyu mouse)
Lineage: Eukaryota; Metazoa; Chordata; Mammalia; Rodentia; Muridae
Source: RefSeq, a predicted model, not a curated record
GCUUUUACUGUAUGAGUAUAGAAAUGGGUACCCAGCCCCCAGCUUACCUCUACACCAAGAUUACCAAGCCAAGAUCAGUGGCCUGCUUAUUUCCAGAAGCAAUUACACCCUUUAUAUAAUGGGAUUCUGUUUCUAGUCCAGUACGGUAAUCUAUGCUUGUGCAUUUUUAUUAAUUUUUAAUUGCCUUCUUCCUCCCUUUCCCCAUCCCUUGGGCCUGUGUUUGUUUAUAGACCUACUUAGUUGUGACUGUUUCCUAGCGGUGUUUUCAGGUAUCUCCACUGUCUUGAGGAUAUUACUGGGUAAUGUCUUAGUAACAGCAAGUGGGGUAUUAAGGAGAAAAGGUUUUUGACAAAACUCACUGUAAAAGAACUGGCAAGUAGCCAGCCAAGGACUAGAGGAGAAAUCGCGGUUCAUGUAUGAAUCUAUCCAAGAAUGAUUGUCUCAAGCACUGUUAGAGACUUGAUCAGAAAGCGGAAACUUCCCUUAAAGCUGGGCGUGGCUGGCUGUACCUGCUUGCUACCUCAGCACACUUGGGAGGUAAGUCAUGAGGACCAGGACCUCAAGGCUGCCCUUGAGGAAAUUGCCCCUGUGUAGGAAAUUCAAGACCACCUGGUUGAAGACCCAGCCUGAAAAAAAAGCGGCAGAAAAGUCUUCCCUUUCUGUCCUCCUGUUUCCUCCUCUGCCCCUGGAGCCCUGUGAGUUUCUUGUCCUCAGCUUUGUUGUCUGUGGAGUUGCAGACUGAUUGGAAGUAAGAGUUCUGUUGUCCUGUCACACAUGUCGUUAGAGAGUGAUAAAUCAGAUAAACGUGCAGGAGAUGCCAAAGGCAGAAGUAAUAAAGCUGCCCCAAAGUGGGUGAAGGGGAACAAGAGGUUCAACUUCAUGGAGCUUUUUCGUUUACUUUGUUAGUGAACUAGAAUUAAUAGACUGUGGAAAAAGACCUUGUCACCAAUGAUAAUUCUCCCUGAAGGUUGACAGUGACAUGUUGGUUCUCCCUGUGGGUGACCUCAGCAUAGUGAGGCCCUAGCCUCUGGGGACUUUGGUUUUCCUCUGUAAAUAAGGAAAUCUAUACGGUUGCCUGGAUUAGAAAUGUGUUUCUUUCUGCAGUUGGGCUGCAAUCCCGUGGGAAUGCAUGUGUGGGUUGUUGAGCGAACAGUUGAGUGCAGUUGUACCUGGUGCUGUAUCUGAUUGCCUUUUCUGUCUCGGACAGGUUGGUUGCAGGGCAGGAGAGCCUGGGUUGUGGUACUGUUCCCUUCUGUCAGGUUCUGCUGCUGGACGGAGCGGAGGGCUAAAAGUUCUAACAGGAUUGCAUGAACAUGUUUGUGGCAGGGCUAGUUUGAGCCUUUGCCAAUCUUUCAUUCUGUAGUGGGAAUAAGUAACUAAUCAAGAGUAACUCGUGAGUCAUAAAACACCCAGGGGAUUCCAGCCAUGGCCUCAAUGGUGCUUGCUACCAGACCAGCAUUGCUUCAGUACCUCGUUGACCAUUUGCUAUGGGUCAUUUCUUUCUCAAUUUGAUUUUUUUUUCUUUUUUGCUUUUGUUUUAUAAAAAUCUCAGUCCUUGGUUUUUCUGAGAAUUGUUUUAUGCCCCUUCAAAUAUCAACAAAUGCUGGGAUUUCAAGACUGCUCUUCUGUCCUCUUUGAUGUUGAUGGUGGUAGACAGCACAGGAGCACAGACUCUAGGUCAGGUUCAAAGGUCAAAGCUCAAUCCUACUGGGAUUAGCUCCCCACAGUUUAGUUGCUUUACACUUGGGAGCUGGUUGUGAAAGGUGAAUGACAUGAGGAUAUCUGGACAGAAUACUGGGCAAAGGACAGAGCAGGAAACUCGGGAAAGAAGCCCAUGAGAAGAUGAUCAAUGAGAAAACCAAGACAUGUUCUUUUCUGGUGGAGUGAAGAAGAACGUCCGAGGGAGGUCAGAGGAUGACCUUGUGUUUCUGGGUAUACAGUGGCAGAGGCCAGUCUGACCUCUCUCUGGUGGGUGAGGUCACAGUACUUCCAUGCUAAAUGACUUUGAAAGCAUGUGUCGUCUUUGCCAUUUUACUAAAAUAUUCAGAUGCUUGGAAAAGUUAGGUGGCACACUGUCACGUUUUCAGUUAGAGGGGUUGACAGGAGAGAAACAGUCCUGUGUCGUCUGAGAUAUGCAGAGCCUGGCGGAGGCAAACCAUCUGUGCUUUCCAGAAGACAUGCCUCAGUGAACCCCAAAGCCAACUGCAGUUUUUUAAAAAAAGAAAGUAAUAAUUAUCUUUAUCUGUUUAUUUUGUAUACACUUUCAGCUAAUGCUACAGGGGAAAAUGUUAGAAACCAUCCCUAUGGUAGAGCUAGGCAGAGAUAGUAAUGCAUCCAAUGCUUUAAGCAGGGGCAAAGACAAUGAAACAUUGUAACUGUACCUGCAUGCCAACUGCAUUUAUAUUCACCAUAGACUGUUUCUUGUUUGUAUGUGAUGCAGCCGAUCUGUUUUCACUUUUAAGCAGAGGUGUGAAAGAAAACAUGUAAUCUGUCUGGCAGCCCAGCCCAACACCAGCAGUCAGUUUCUAACUAGGAGAACCCCUGCAUCCACCAGCCCCAUGCACUCCUGUCCUGGUGGCUCCAGAGCCAUCUGUCUGCACUUGCUUUGCCUUCCCACCCUAAUUCUUGUGCACCCUGCCACUCGCCGCCAUACUUCCAAAAUUAGCCCUGCUACACAACCCCCUCAGGUCCUGUCUUGGUCCCUGCUGUCAGUUAAAGCUGUGCCAUUUAUUGCCUCUGCUUAUUUCAGUGGGGGCUCUUCUUUGGUGACCUCUCCCCUUAACUCCAGGUUAAAGGGACAAUAGUAUGGUUAGAGGUGCCUUUGGGUUGAUGGCACAGAGACUGUCAGCUUGCACUGGUUCAUUGGCUACUUACCGCGUCUGCUGCAGAUGCACCUGCUGUUGCCUGCCUCUGAAAAUGGAUCUGGGCCGUUAGCUAUUUCCCUUCACUCUCUGUAAGUUGAAGGCUCCUGUCCUGCUGGUAUGAGAGAUGAGUGUGGGGCGUCGAAGAGUCAAGUUGCUGGGCAUCCUGAUGAUGGCAAAUGUCUUCAUUUAUUUGAUUGUGGAAGUCUCCAAAAACAGUAGCCAAGACAAAAAUGGAAAGGGAGGAGUAAUAAUCCCGAAAGAGAAGUUCUGGAAGCUACCCAGCACUCCCCGGGCAUAUUGGAACAGGGAACAGGAGAAGCUGAACAGGUGGUACAAUCCCAUCUUGAACAGGGUGGCCAAUCAGACAGGGGAGCUAUCCACCUCUCCAAACACAAGUCACCUGAGCUACUGUGAGCCAGACUCGACGGUCAUGACAGCUGUGACAGAUUUUAAUAAUCUGCCGGACAGAUUUAAAGACUUUCUCUUGUAUUUGAGAUGCCGAAAUUACUCGCUGCUUAUAGAUCAACCGAAGAAAUGUGCAAAGAAGCCCUUCUUACUAUUGGCGAUAAAGUCCCUCAUUCCACAUUUUGCCAGAAGGCAAGCAAUCCGGGAGUCUUGGGGCCGAGAAACCAACGUAGGGAACCAGACGGUAGUGAGGGUCUUCCUGUUGGGCAAGACACCCCCAGAGGACAACCACCCUGAUCUUUCGGACAUGCUUAAGUUUGAGAGUGACAAGCACCAGGACAUCCUCAUGUGGAACUAUAGAGACACAUUCUUCAACCUGUCCCUGAAGGAAGUGCUGUUUCUCAGGUGGGUGAGCACUUCCUGUCCAGACGCAGAGUUUGUCUUCAAGGGCGAUGAUGAUGUGUUUGUGAACACCCAUCACAUCCUUAAUUACUUGAAUAGCUUAUCCAAGAGCAAAGCCAAAGACUUGUUCAUAGGUGACGUGAUCCACAACGCUGGGCCUCAUCGGGAUAAGAAACUGAAGUACUACAUCCCAGAAGUCUUCUACACCGGGGUCUACCCACCGUAUGCCGGGGGCGGUGGAUUCCUGUACUCCGGCCCCCUUGCCCUGAGGCUGUACAAUGUAACUAACCGGGUCCAUCUCUACCCUAUUGAUGAUGUUUAUACUGGAAUGUGCCUUCAGAAACUGGGCCUUGUUCCAGAGAAACACAAAGGCUUCAGGACAUUUGAUAUUGAAGAGAAAAAUAAGAAAAAUAUUUGUUCCUAUAUAGACCUAAUGUUAGUCCAUAGCAGAAAACCUCAAGAGAUGAUUGAUAUCUGGUCUCAGUUGCAAAGUCCUAAUUUAAAAUGCUGAAAUAGACAUGAGCUGCAUUUCACAGAAAGGCCUAGCCUGACUAGUUCCCAUGGUGUGCUCUCACAAUAGGUGAGUUCUGUGUGAGGCUAUUAGCCUUCAUGAGCAGGUAGCCCCUGGGCUCCCAAGCCCUCAGUCCCUCCCUUGCCUUGUGAAGAGGGAAGGCUGAAGACAGCUCAGCAUGGCAGGGUGAAUGAAUGGUUAUGACCCUUCCUCUGGCUGCCGGUCCUCAGUUUCUAAUUUGUUUUCUCUCUCCUCCACAAUUAUAUGUGUGUGUGUGUGUGUGUGUGUGUGUGUGUGUAUGUAUGUGUAUAUAUAUAUGUAGGACACAACCUGGUGGUUUUGUGAAAUGGAAUUCUAUGUAUUUUCAUAAGAUUUUGAAAGUUGUCUAGAAAGUAAACUGAUGUCAACCUUCCCUGUCACCCAGCAGUAUUGUCCUUGUUACUAGAAACCGUUACUUCCUUUAUGCAAGGAAAGCCACGCAGUGCGUGCAGUUCAUCUUGUCAGGGCUUAUGGCCGUGAGGACAGAGGGGAUUUUCUUUUACUUGUGUUUGGUUUCCUGGGUGGCAUCAUGGUAGUUAACCUAAUUGUAGUAUUUGAAGAUCAUGAGUGUGAUUCCCUAAUGGCCAACUGAAGACUGAGUAGCCCGACAGCCAUGUGGAUCUGUGAGUGUUCAGAGUGAGACUGGGAAGCAUUCGCGACUUCUGAACUUUGAACGUGAUUAGUCAGUUAAAACCCCAAGAUUCUAUUCUUGCCAUAUUAUCACGUAUUCCUUAGAUAAAAUUCUGGGUAGUGACACUUCCCUGUCUCAGUGUAGAAGUGCCUGUGCUUUUAUUUAUUGUUCAGAUCAAACACCAAAACAUUUUCUUAAAAAAUAUUUUGUGUAAUAUUUUAUUUGUAUACAGUGUUUGUGAAAUAUUUAACUAGAGCAUGAUAUUUUAUUUUUUCUCAUUUUUUAAUUCUUUGAGAAUUUCAUACAAUGUGUUUUGAUUGUAUUCACCUCCCCAUCUCCUCCCGGAUCCAGCAUGAUGUUUUAAAUGUUAAGCUGUAACAUGUUAGAUAAAGUUAACUCUCAUUUUUGAAUUUUAAAAUUUGGAUUGGGGGGGGUAUGAACUGCUAGAGAAAAUAAAGUUCUGCCAAAAUAUUGCAUAUACUAAUAUCUUGUAACAUGCUUUCUUGAAAUAUUUUUGUGCUUUAGAGGGUUCUCACCUGUGCUACAGGGGACUGGGAAAAAGUGGAAAUAAAGUGAUUGUAUUUUUUAAUCAUCA